UCCAAGGUGAGAUGGAGAAAGGAGCAUAUAUGAGCAUCGGAAUCCGAUCCAUGGCAAAAAUUGGCAGCACCAACGUCGACCGUACCAUGAUAGCAGGAUAGGAGCACUCCGUUAAGCAGCAGCAUCGAUGCAUGGACCGCCUUGCCCUUGUAUGUGUGUCCGCCAGCCUCUGCGUUGUGCUCGUGUGGUUGCCUUGCCUUGCCGGCCGGCCUCGCAUGGCAUGGCAUGGCACGGCAUGGACCUCCAAACCGCAUGUCCUCCCUCCCCGGCCCUCCAUAUCUCUUCUCUCCCGGCCGGCCGGUCUUGUCUCUGCACGCGCUUGCUUGAUUUGAUUCCUCUGACGACGACGCCGGCCGCUCGUUUGCUCUUCGAUCCCCGGCCGUAACCAAGGCAAGGUACACCUGACCCGACCUGAUCAUGAAUUUCGAUUAGUUCCUUCCACCGGCCGGCCAGCCCCUAGCCUGCUGCUUGCGCUUGCUACAUCGUCGUCGUCAUUCGCCUGUCCCCUUCAGUUCACGAAGCAGGAGCAGGUAGUACGGUAGGGGCGACGUCCUUUUCAUGCGACGUUUAUUCAUUCUUCUCCCAUGCGCUUCCCUCGAUCGAUCGGGACUCGAUCUCUGAUCUGCUGCUUGCUUCAUAGCGCGCGUGCGUGUUUCUGUUUCUUGAUUAUUUCUGCUGUGCUGAUGAUCAGGGUUUGAGACCACGCACGAUUUCCUUUCUCUAGUCUUGCUGCCGCGGAAUUCUGCCGGCCGGGCUCAGACGCUUGGUUUUGUAUUCACCGCGAGAACGAUCGAGAUUCAGGUUCCUGUACUGUACGUACGUUUUAUUCACCCGGCCAUCAUGUCUGGGAAGUGAAAAUAUCCUAGCCUGUUUGAUAUUCAGAUCAGUCGGAGAUCCAAUUCAUCGAAUUUCUUCCUAGCCUGUGUGCUCUCGCUGUGUAAUCAGUUGUCCGCGCCUACUUUUGGUUUAUUUAUUCAUUUCAUUUGCUUCUAAAUGUAUGUUCUGAUGCACUUCUUGUUGUAUUCUGUACUGACAAAUUAUUAAAGGCGACCUUUCGGAUUGUAUUCUGCUGUGUUCAUGUUCAGUUCUGUGCAGAUUUCCCUUCGCAAUGCAGUACUGUAGUUUUAUUAUAUAUGCUAUGCCUGUCAAUUCUGAAUGCCAGAAUACUAUGCUUUGUGCUGCAUUCCCGGUUCAACUCAAUCCUUGUUCAUCUUUCAGCACCAGGUCUUUGACAAGUAGCUAGCUGGUUGCCAAAGACUGGCUUAGCAGAGCAGCAGGAUGUAUAGGGCUAAGAGGGCUGCUUCGCUCAAAGCGAAGCGCCGCGUUGGCAAGUAUGAGCUCGGACGCACCAUUGGGGAAGGAACAUUUGCAAAGGUCCGGAUCGCCAAGAACUUGGACAAUGGGGAUCAUGUUGCUGUCAAGAUCCUUGACAAGGCAAAGGUUCACAAGAACAGACUGGCUGAACAGAUUAGGAGGGAAAUCUGUACCAUGAAGUUAAUACAGCAUCCCAAUGUUGUUCGCCUGUACGAGGUGAUGGGAAGUAAAACAAGGAUUUACAUUGUGCUGGAGUUUGUUAUGGGUGGAGAGCUCCAUGAUAUCAUUGCCACAAGUGGAAGAUUGAAGGAGGAGGAAGCGCGUAGAUACUUUCAGCAGUUGAUCAAUGCUGUAGACUAUUGCCACAGUAGGGGUGUAUACCACAGAGACUUGAAGCUAGAGAACCUGUUACUCGAUGUUGCUGGAAACCUCAAGAUUUCAGAUUUCGGGUUAAGUGCUUUAUCAGACCAAGUGAAGAAUGAUGGAUUGCUGCAUACUACAUGUGGAACACCUAACUAUGUUUCUCCAGAGGUUAUUGAUGACAAAGGCUAUGAUGGUGCCCUUGCUGACCUUUGGUCUUGUGGGGUGAUCCUUUUUGUGCUGCUCGCAGGAUGUCUGCCUUUCGAGGAUGACAACAUCGCAUCCCUUUAUAAAAAGAUCUCAGAAGCUCAGUUUACUUGUCCAUCUUGGUUUUCUGCUGGAGCAAAGAGGUUGAUCAACAGAAUUCUGGAUCCUAACCCUUCCACUCGCAUUACAAUUCCUCAAGUACAAAAAGAUCCAUGGUUUAAAAAAGGUUACAAGCAACCUGUUUUUUAUGAACAAUGUCAAGCUAGUCUAGAUGAUGUUGAUGCCGCCUUUGGAGACUCAGAGGAACAUCAUGUGACAGAGGAAAUGGAAGGGCAACCUGCCUCGAUGAAUGCAUUUGAAUUGAUUUCAAUGAACAAGGGGCUGAAUCUGGAUAAUUUUUUUGAAUCUGAUAAGAAGUACAAGCGAGAAACGCGAUUCACAUCACAAUGUCCUCCGAAAGAAAUCAUCGAUAGAAUAGAAGAAGCUGCUAAGCCACUUGGGUUCGAUAUCCAAAAGAAAAAUUACAAGAUGCUAAUGGAGAACCCAAAAGCAGGAAGGAAAGGAAAUCUAAAUGUUGAGACUGAGGUUUUCCAAGUGGCUCCAUCGCUUCAUGUGGUUGAGCUGAAGAAGGCAAAGGGAGAUACUCUGGAGUUUCAAAAUUUCUACAAAACUCUGUCCACAGAGCUGAAGGACGUCGUUUGGGCGUGUGAUGAUGAAAUCCAAGACAGAAGCUCCUCGCCAUGAAACAGUUGCAGGCUUUCAGGCUUACAGAACUUAGUGGGGGGCCCAAAUGAGGAAUACAGUGUUAGUUUUGCCUGUACAUAGCUCUUGUUUGUUCCAACUUCCAAACGAUAAGUUUAGUGCCCAGUGUACAUAUAGGCUUCGCUAGACAAAUACAGCAGAAGGUUUUCUGCCAAAUGAUGGUCUGGAAUGAAUGAAGUGGUCGAUGUAACAUAGAUCAGAAGGCUGGUUAAGUUGUUGCAGUGAAACACUGAAUAUGGUGUUGAGCUAUUGAUAUUAAUUGGUUCAAUUUUCUCCAAA
Sorghum bicolor (sorghum) is the source of this 2922-nucleotide messenger RNA. Its product is annotated as CBL-interacting protein kinase 31. Lineage: Eukaryota; Viridiplantae; Streptophyta; Magnoliopsida; Poales; Poaceae. The record is from RefSeq and is a predicted model, not a curated record. The coding region runs from base 1279 to 2625 and encodes 448 amino acids. Gene Ontology annotation, biological process: protein phosphorylation; signal transduction. Gene Ontology annotation, molecular function: ATP binding; protein kinase activity. The transcript has 15 exons.